Messenger RNA from Cajanus cajan (pigeon pea), 806 nucleotides. Its product is annotated as Thioesterase superfamily protein. Lineage: Eukaryota; Viridiplantae; Streptophyta; Magnoliopsida; Fabales; Fabaceae. The record is from RefSeq and is a predicted model, not a curated record. Gene Ontology annotation, molecular function: fatty acyl-CoA hydrolase activity.
UGUUAAAAAUAAGGAGCGAAAGCGAAAGGUUGAAGCAUGAAAAGCAAAGAAGAGAGGAAAAAAAGGAGAUAGGGCUAUAUAAGAAGAUUGGUAGUUGGCGCAGAAAGUUAUUGAGAAAAUGGAAUUGGAAGCAGUGAAGAGGUACUUAGAGAAAGGUGGAGUAACAGCAUCGCUCAUCGAUGACUUGCCACCCAGGUUUCUCGAACCCUUAGUUAUGAACUCCCUUCAAGUCGAUCUCAUCGAACCCGGUCGCAUCGUUUGCUCUAUGAAGAUUCCUCAACGUUUACUCAAUGCCGGGAAUUCGUUACACGGCGGCGCCACCGCUGCGCUGGUGGAUGUGGUGGGCUCGGCUGCGAUUCCCACCGUUGGGUAUUCUGCUCCCAACACGGGGGUCUCCGUCGAGAUCAAUGUUUCCUACUUGGAUGCUGCCUAUGCCGAUGAGGAGAUUGAGAUUGAGGCGAGGGCUCUGCGUGUAGAGAAGUCUAUUGCUGUUAUAAGCGUGGAGUUCAGAAAGAAAAAAAGUGGCAAAGUUUUUGCACUAGGGCGUCAUACCAAAUUUCUCCCCCCUUCCAGUAAAUUGUGAAAAGGCAAAAUAUGCACUGAAAUAAAACGGUUCAAUGUUGGCUGUAGCCUUUGUAUCCGGCAAAUAGACCCAAACAAGUAUCACUACUGAUUAAGUUUCCAAUAUGUCCCGCAGAUACUACAUGUGGGAUGUUACCUUGAAUACUCUGUACAAGUUCUUAUUGUUGUAUACGGGAUGCUCCUCAUUGUUGAAUGACAAGGCCAUGUGUUCUUCCAGGUUGUUA